Molecule: messenger RNA, 1017 nt
Organism: Mesorhabditis belari
Lineage: Eukaryota; Metazoa; Nematoda; Chromadorea; Rhabditida; Rhabditidae
Source: the annotation of a GenBank genome assembly
AUGUGUUUGAAUCGAUUGGCAACUCGUCGAACUCAAUAUUAUCCACGAGCUGUUCGAGAGUGCAAUAAACUUGGUGGUGAUGUGGUGAAAAUCGAGAACAUUUUCGAGAAUUCGAUACUUUUCGGAUUACUGGGAGAAUAUUUUAACGAAGCUGCCGCAUACAUUGGCGUUGAAAAGUUACCGAACGGAACGUGGGUUUAUUCGGACGGAGCACGGCUCACUUACACAAAUUGGGCUCCAGGGCAACCAACGAGCACGAUCAAUGCGACAAUUUGUGCAAUAAUUGACCCUCAAACGGCUCAAUGGAGAGCAGCUGAAUGCUCAAUUGCGAGACCAUUCUAUUGUCAAAUUGAUGGAAAUCAGGCCGAAUGCGAUCCGGGAUGGGUUUAUUUUGAUAAAACUGACAGCUGUUACUAUUUACAUAAUUUCACUUUACAAGAUGGUUUCCAUUGGCAACUUUAUUCGUGGGACGAUGCAGAAGGGAAUUGCCGUCAAAUGAACAGUCAUCUUAUAUCGAUUCACACAACAGAUGAAGAUGAAUUCGUUUAUGAUCUUGUUCACACAACUUUUCCCGCCGAUCCAAACCCCGAUCCGGCUCCAACCGAUCAAAAUUUUGAAGUAUCCGCCUUCAUCGGCGACAUCAUGAUUUCACUUAUCCGUCCGAUCUUUCUAAUGCAAAUACGAAUUGUGAUUUUUCAAAUGAGCUGGGAUCUUCCAUUUGUAGGGAUUAUGAUAGCUUUAGUGAGUCUUCGUUCAAAUAAACUAUACCAAGGCUUUGAGGGUGGAUAUGGGAUAGCGAUAUUUUUGAGUUAUGGUUGCUUUAUGAAUGGCUCUCUCUACAAGAUUAUCACUCUUUAUUCCCUUCCAUCAUAUGUCGCAUGGUUGCUGAAUGUUUACUUUCUCGGUGGUUAUGGAGCUGUUUUUGUGCUCGGAGCCACUUUUAUGCUUAACAUUUUGCGAACUGGUGGAUUAAGUGAUGAUCGGAAAGUGGUGGGAGAUUUGGUUUUGGGGAAAAAC